Diabrotica balteata is the source of this 372-nucleotide messenger RNA. The record is from the annotation of a GenBank genome assembly. Lineage: Eukaryota; Metazoa; Arthropoda; Insecta; Coleoptera; Chrysomelidae.
AUGUAUUCAUUGUACGAGAAAAGGUGCCAGGAAGAGCAAAAAUUACCGAUUAAUGAGUAUGUUUGUCAAUACGUUUUCAACACUAAAUUUAACCUUCACUUCUACAUUUCAAAAAAAGACACUUGCAAAAAAUAUGACAUAUUCAAAAUAAAAAUAAGCAAUCCAGAAUUGAGUAGGGAUGAAUUAUCUCAACUUAACACUGACCAUGAACUCAAUUUACGGAAAGCUGAGCUAGCAAGGGAAUGUAUGACUACUGAUGCGAAAAACGCGAAAAGAAACCAGAUUAGUUAUGUAUGUAGUGUUGACCUACAGAAAGCUUUGCCGUUUUCAGUGUUAUCUAUUUCAGAUGCAUAUUAUAAGCGAAAUAUGUAG